GUGGCGAGCCGCUGACGUCACGGGAGCUGUUUAAGAUCGCUGGUGCUGAAGCGCGUCAUUCAUUGGAGCGAACGCGCUGUUUGCGGCGGCCUACGGCCGCACUGCCGACGGGAUGAAUUCAAAGAACUAGCAGCGAAUCGACGGGGCACCGAAAGACUUCAGCUACCUACCAAGUCGAUGGGAGACGAGUCUGCGGAGAUGGCAGCGUCUGCACAUCUGUGAGGUGGUAGCGGCACCCUCAGCGACUAGACGGAGCAUGUCGUAGUGCCUUGGCGGGCUUUGAGCACUGGGCACCAUGGUUCUGCACACGUCCCCCUUUUCCAGUGCCUUCCUUGGCGUCCUAGACUCGCUCUCGUGGGGCCUCAUCUUUCCAUGCUAUUGGUUCCUCGACCGAUUCCUGGCAUCUUUUGUCAGCACGACAUACGAGAAGCGCCUGCACUCGGAGGACCCUUGUUAUUUCCGGGCACUCUGCAUCCUCAUCUCCACACCCCUCUACCUGGCACUGAUUGUUACGUCUCUCCCGUUUGCACUGCUGGGCUUCCUGCUGUGGGCGCCGCUGCAGGCCAUCAGAAAGCCUUACAUUUACUCCCAGAGACAGCGCCAGGACAAGAGCUUGGUAGAGCAGGGUGCUGCGGGCACACCCAUCAAUGGCUGGAAGCCAUCAGGGAAAAGCUUUUGUUUCUGCUCGGCUAAUGUGUGCUUGCUGCCCGACUCGCUGGCACGAUUCAACAACCUAUCGGAUACACAAGGGCGGGCCAGAGAGGUGGGCAAACGCAUCCGCAGUGGGGCGAACCGACCCCAGAUCAAGAUCUACAUCGACUCGCCUACCAACACCUCCAUUAGCGCGGCCAGCUUCAGCAGCCUUGGGUCGCCUCAGGCUGCAGGAGAAGUGCCCAACAGGAAUGUGCCCGCAGCCGGGGUGAGACGGGCAGCCGCCGCAGACUCCAAGACAGAAAGCAACGGUGAGGCGGAGAAGGAGUCUGGAGAGGGCACCCAGGGCGUGGAGGGCGAGGGCGGAAGGCCCGAUGGGACACCGGCAGCCCCUGCCAACACUGGAACAUCAGAUGCCCCUGCCGAGGUGGAAGGCCAAACCGCAAACGCCAAGGCCAAGGAGGCCGAUUCGGGGAGCCUGAAUAGCCGCACAGCUUCCAGGGAGUCCUUGGUCAAGUUUCAAGUAGCUGAUGGCAACCCGGGCACCAAACUUCUGUACCGGACCUCCGUUGUGAAGAAGGCCUCGGCCAGGAAGAGGCAGCAGGGGGACGAUUCUUUUGACCAUGAGAUUUCCUCUUUCUUUCCGGCCAACCUGGACUUCCUGUGUCUUCAGGAGGUCUUUGACAAGCGGGCGGCCGAGAAGCUAAAGAAGCAGCUUCACCGCUACUUUCAGCACGUCCUCUACGAUGUAGGCACCUAUGCCUGGCGCGGCUGCACUCGCUUCAAGUUCCUCAACAGCGGCCUUUUGCUGGCCAGUCGCUACCCAGUCCUGGAUGCCACCUAUCACUGUUUCCCCAACGGCCGUGGGGAGGAUGCCUUGGCAGCCAAAGGGGUCCUCCUUGUUAAGGUGCAAGUGGGAUCCACACCUCAGGACCAAAGACUUGUGGGAUACCUUACCUGCACGCACAUGCAUUCCUUGGAAGGAGACGCAGCCAUUCGCUGCAAACAGCUUGAUCUCGUACUGGAAUGGAUAUCAGAGUUUCGCAAAUCUACCUCCUGCCCUUCUGGGGCCAACAGUCCAGAGGACCUUGUGGCAUUUGAUGUCAUCUGUGGGGACCUCAACUUUGACAACUGCUCCUCCGAGGACAAGCAAGAGCAGCAGCAUGCUCUCUUCAGUCACUACAAAGACCCCUGCCGCCUUGGACCCGGAGAGGAGAAGCCGUGGGUUGUAGGUACCCUUCUCGAUCCUGCCGGACUGUACGACGAGGAAGUCAGCUCGCCCGACAAUCUCCAGAAAACGAUGGAAAACGAAGAAGGAAGGAAGGAGUACCUGAUUUACCCCAGCAGCAGGACCCAGUGCUCCAGCCAGAAGUGUCAGAAGGUGCCACUGAAGGGGAAUGGCCGGCGGAUCGAUUACAUCCUCUACACGGAUGUGGGGCUGCAGCCCGACUGGAAAGUGGAGGUUGAGGAGUACAGCGUCAUCACCCAGCUGGCAGGCCUGACUGACCACCUGCCCGUCUCGCUACGCCUGAUGGUCGCGACAGGCGAAGAGGAGCCCUAGGGGAGGACAAGGAGGUGGAGAGCAAGAGAGAGAGAGAGAGAGACGGGGAGGAUGAAGCCAAAGUGUUCCUUCUCUGUGUACCCUUGAGGGGGCGCGCUUAGCAAUAUUCCCGGACUCUUCGAGAGACGCCGUGCCAUUCUCUAUAGCACAAUUUUCCUUUCUCUGCUCUGUAGCUCCGUUCGUGUUCUCUUUCAAGUCAGUGUCAAUGUGGGAGUCUGCACAAUAGCGCCCCCUGCUGCCAUCCGGAGGAAGAAUACGCCGCAGCACCAAAGAGAAGAGAAACAGCACCAAUUUUCUACAUUUGCAGUAUUUCUAGCGCUUCUACUGUGCGGACAUCCGACACGAGACUCUUGGAAUUUUAGAAUUUAUUACCAAUGUUUUUCCACUUUGUUUAUUCCGAUUUUCACGUCCUUUUUCCAGUUCUGAUCUGAAAGUCCUUCUGUAUUGCAGUACUGCUUACUCUACUGUGCUGUCAUUUCUUUUUAAGUAAUUAAAGCAAAUAAUCGACUUGUGUAAUUAAA
This is a messenger RNA of Polypterus senegalus (gray bichir), 2733 nucleotides long. It is a transcript of the gene smpd3, whose product is annotated as sphingomyelin phosphodiesterase 3. The record is from RefSeq and is a predicted model, not a curated record. Gene Ontology annotation, molecular function: sphingomyelin phosphodiesterase activity. Bases 296 to 2212 code for a protein of 638 amino acids. The transcript is spliced from 8 exons. Gene Ontology annotation, cellular component: cytoplasm; extracellular region. Gene Ontology annotation, biological process: sphingomyelin metabolic process. Lineage: Eukaryota; Metazoa; Chordata; Cladistia; Polypteriformes; Polypteridae.